This is a messenger RNA of Desarmillaria tabescens, 578 nucleotides long. RefSeq lists its product as uncharacterized. NCBI's taxonomy places the organism in Eukaryota, Fungi, Basidiomycota, Agaricomycetes, Agaricales, Physalacriaceae. The transcript has a single exon. The coding region runs from base 107 to 496 and encodes 129 amino acids. The record is from RefSeq and is a predicted model, not a curated record.
GCCAACUUAAAUCCCCAUUACAGAAGACUCAAAGCUCGGAACUUGUUGAGGACAUCAUUGAUGACAUUGAUGACCCACGAAACGGGCUGCUUGUCAAUGCGAUAUUAUGUGGAGUCCUUGGCCAGCGCGCUGCCAUUCUUCCGGUAUGGAUUUACUCGUCAUCGGGGUUCGGCUCGUCACCUGUGGCUCACCUCAACAGACCCCAAAUUUUAUAAUGAAGACCACAGAUGUGGUCACCGGGACUGCGCCGGAUGCCCCUCGCUGGACCUUGCAUUUCUUUGUGGAACCUAAUACUCCGGGGACACUAUGCCAUAAUAUCCCACCUGGUAGAGCCCUCCGCGUACCUCCUAAUGAGCGUGAUACUUGGCCACCUCAAUGUCUGUUCGUGGCUGUCUACGCCUCGGCACUACUCACAACAUGGCCUGCGUGGGAUCUUUUGGAGCAGGUGAGAACGUACUGGUCGAACUCGUUCUGGCGCAGAGGAGAGUCGCAGUGACAAAAUAUUUGUACUGUAUUAUCCUUGACCGACUCGAAUAAGGAAGGGUCGUUUGGCGUUUGUAAUGCCUUUUCCUUCCACU